AUGCGAUGCGCGAGCAAGGCCGCCGAGAGCGCGUCUGCACGUCUCUGUGCGGACGCCGAAGCAGAAACCACAGCAACUGAUGUCCCAUCGGUUGCUGAAGCGACUCAGCCUGUGUCACUUGGUGACGCAGGCGCUCGUCAUGAAGACACUCAUGUCUUCUCAGAGUAUGAGCUCGGUGUCUCAUACUCUCCUGAUACGGAAGACGGAUCCGUAUCGACGGCGAUCGAAACCAAGCAGCCUGCCAAGCGUAGCAUGGAUGAUGCUAUGCGUCGCAGCAUCUUUGGUUCAUCUGAUGAAUCAGAAGAACCAUCGCCGAAGCGAAGGCGCUCGAGGUCGCGAGACUCGGGCGCGAACAGUGGUGUCGGUUCUCCCAUUGAUGCCACUUCGCAACGAGGUGCCAGUCCUUCUGUCGGCACGUCGCAGGAAGAGCGGGACGGCAGUGUGUUGCGUCUCGCUCCCGAGAAGAAGGAAUGGAUGCCUCCAAAAUCAGUCAUGAAUCGCUUGUCGGCGACGACAAGUGAUCGCUAUCGAACACGGGUGUUCGAUUCGUCAGGGAUCCAUCACCUUGACCCCAGCGCGAAAGACUAUCGCGCUGAACAUGAAAUUCUUCAUCGAUGCUUUCUUUAG
This is a messenger RNA of Peronospora matthiolae, 627 nucleotides long. Lineage: Eukaryota; Oomycota; Peronosporomycetes; Peronosporales; Peronosporaceae. The record is from the annotation of a GenBank genome assembly.